AUGAGUCCGGAUCCCAAUAAAUUAACUUCGGGCAGUGAGACUCAACCGGGCGCGGACAAUGUACCAGCAGCAGAAACGACCGAUGUGGUAGCCAUUUCAGUGUCGAGCCGGAUACCAGAUUUCUGGGUGGACCAGCCCAGAGUUUGGUUCAUCCGGACGGAAGCAGUAUUAACACCACAGCGGAUAGGGGACGACGCCAAAUUCGACAUGGUGGUGUCGAAGCUGCCAAAGGACGUAAUACUGCGGCUGGCGGAUUUUCUAACAAACCCGCCCGCCACCAACCGAUAUCAGGAGCUUAAGGCGAAGCUCUUGAAGAUGUUGGAAGAUUCCAAAAACAGGCAAGUAGAGAAGGUCCUCGGGGAAAUGGACCUGGGCGAUCAAAAACCAUCCCAGCUAUUGGCCAAGAUGCGCAACCUGGCUAAGGACAGCUUCCCCGAUGCCACACUGAGAAUAAUGUGGCAGAAUCACCUACCUACGGCAGUGCGCGCAGUUUUGGUAGCAUCCAGGGAGAGCGAUCUUGACACACUGGCCAACAUCGCCGAUGACGUAUCGGAAGCCACUAGAAUCCCUAACGUGGCAGCAGCGGCAGUACCACAGAGUCAGGCGCACAGAGCCGCAGCGAACACCUCAGGAACCGCAGAUACAGCAGUGAUACUCGCUGAGAUUGCCAAGUUAAGCGUCAGAAUGAUGGACUUGGAACGGGCAAGGCCAAGAGGUCGCAGUUACGGAAGGAGAGGACGCGGAGGUCGUUCAGCGUCCAGACCAAGGAGUACGUCACGCCACCGGAACCAAGCCGAGAGGAGACCAGAUUGGCUUUGUUACUACCAUUUCCGAUUCGGUCCUGCCGCCACCAAAUGUCGCCAACCCUGCGCAUGGGUACUCAACCAACAGGAAAACUAG
This is a messenger RNA of Leguminivora glycinivorella, 900 nucleotides long. RefSeq lists its product as uncharacterized. Lineage: Eukaryota; Metazoa; Arthropoda; Insecta; Lepidoptera; Tortricidae. The coding region runs from base 1 to 900 and encodes 299 amino acids. The record is from RefSeq and is a predicted model, not a curated record. The transcript has a single exon.